This is a messenger RNA of Papilio polytes (common Mormon), 3092 nucleotides long. RefSeq names its product spondin-2 (gene mspo). Gene Ontology annotation, biological process: cell adhesion. Gene Ontology annotation, cellular component: extracellular matrix. NCBI's taxonomy places the organism in Eukaryota, Metazoa, Arthropoda, Insecta, Lepidoptera, Papilionidae. The record is from RefSeq and is a predicted model, not a curated record. The coding region runs from base 279 to 1559 and encodes 426 amino acids. The transcript is spliced from 8 exons.
AUUCCCUAGUUCAUUUCGCGAGCUCGCGGCGAUAGGACGUGCAUUUCGCUCCUGAAUUUCAUGAAAACGUGCGACCCGGGAGUGUUUUUUCUACCGGUAUCUUAAUGAAAAAUUGAUGAAUACGCGCCUUUAACGAUCUCUUUCGUAACUGUGUAGUGGGUCGAAUGAAUUUGUAGGACUGUGAAAGGGUGGCGAUGUUACGGGAUGCUGUCGCUUUGAUACAACGAGAACGAAUGAAAUGAUCGCAAAUUGUAGAUAAUGAUUGACUGUACACAUCUAUGAUGUUGCUGAACACAUUAUUGUUGUUGCUGCCGCUUUUGGCGGUUGCGGCGGCUGCGGAAGAUGGAUGCAAUCCUGACAAGAUGACGGUCUACCGAAUGGUACUGCACACUUAUUGGACGAGAGAGAAGUUCCCGAAGCACUACCCGGACUGGAGACCUCCGGCGCAGUGGUCACGAAUCUAUGGUGUAUCACACAAUCGUCAGUACGUAUUAUUCCGUCUGGGUCGUCGUGUGUCGCCACCAGUACGACAGUUCGCGGAGUCGGGUCACUCGGAAGCACUCAGCUCGGGCCCCGGGACAAUGGACGUGUUCACUGCACCCGCGAUAUCACAAGGCGCGGGUCGUACUGAAGCGGAGUUCUUCGUCGAUGGAAAUCACUCUAGGGUGUCAGUGAUGACAAAAAUGAUCCCGUCUCCCGACUGGUUCAUAGGCGUGGACAGCUUCGAUCUGUGCGUUGAUGGUAAUUGGCUCGACAGCAUCACUAUUGAAGUGGACCCUGUAGACGCGGGCACGGACAAUGGCUUCACAUUCACCGCCCCCAACUGGCCGACCGCGCCGCAGGGGGUCGCCUACCGCAUCACAUCAAAGUACCCCUCCCACCCCGCAGGCUCAUUCUUCUACCCCCAUCUGAGAAGACUGCCCCCUAUCGCUACCUUCCAAUUCAUUAAACUACGAGAAUACGAACUCUCAGAAGUGUUCCACCGAGAGAAUGACGACCGAAAAUACGAUGUUCUACAAUUAGACAAACACAACCACAAUAACAUCGAUGUGUUGGACGGAAAUAGGGCGCUCGCCAUAGCUGAGGAAGUGGAGAGAGCUGAACAAGCGCCAAGGAUAUAUUCCGAAGGCUCAAUGACGACAGUUGAUAGCGCUUAUUCGUUUUAUUCUCUUACGAAUACAACAGCGAGCACAACUGAAGAGCCACGAUCAGCUAAUGAACUGCCUACAUCUGGCCCAACGGCCAGCGAGAGGUCUGCUCUGCGCAGUCUGGCACGGCGGUACCGAGCGCGCCGGCGACGCAAGCUGCGUGCUGACAACACGGACCCUGCUGAGAGGAGGAAGCGGAAAAGAGCUAGGCUCCUAGACUGCCGUGUAUCGGACUGGGGCGAGUGGAGUCCAUGCCGCAGUGAUGGCGGGUGUGUGGGCUCUGCGCUACGGACGAGGCGCAUCAUCCGACGACAGCGGCCCGGCGGCACGCCCUGUCCCCCCACAGCGCAGUCCCGCUGGUGCGCUACAAACUGCACAGCCCACGAAGACUGGCACAACAAUCUCACAUGAACCUAAUACCCUUAGAUUUUUUUUAAUUCUUCAAUCGUUUCGUAUCUUCAUAUCUUUUUUAAAACCAGCAGGUAUUUUACUAUAAAUAUUUAUCGACUGAAGUUCUUUCGGAUUCCAAAAUUGUUUUAGUAAAAUUUCUUCUUGACCCGCUCUUUUUAACAAGUUUCUUAGCGUCUGUCUGUCCGUCCAAAUUUUUUCUUUUGAUUCCAUUCAAUGUUUAUUCGACCUUUGCGUGUAAAAUGAUGUGUAAAAAAAUCAUCAAUUUUCUGUGUAAAAAUACUUUAGUAAGAUGACUGUUGAUGUUCAGGUUAACAAUUUUAGAUUUAAUUGCAUGAUUUGCUGCUGUUUAUAAGAGCUUCUUUUUGUACUUCAUUUCUUUGUCGUCGAUUAAACUAUCUUGGGAGUUAAUUUGAUCCUUUACAGAAAAUAUUUAACUAGAUCAAACUGAUUUAUUCCCUUAACAGUUAAACUUAACAGAAUUAUUUUAUACCCACCCUUAAUUAAGUAAAUAGGUUAACUUUAGAUUAGUUGCGUAAGAUAGCAGCCGUACUAAAAUUUAUUUUUUCAAUGCUAGUUUUUUAUUUAUACAAAAAUUAUGCUCUAGUACAAAAAAUAUCGUGUCUUAUGCUAUAAAAAAAAAUACUCACUUGAAUUAUCUUCCGGAUUUACGACCUGUCCCAAUAAAUUAUACAUUGUCUGAUAACAAUCCAAAGUGUAAAAUAUGUGAUGGAAUCGGAUUGUUACCUUAUCUGACAGUGACGUCAUUUUUAAGCUAUCUGUGCCUCUAUCAGUCACUUGUGGGACAGGCGCUUAGUAUUAUAAUUGCUUGUUGAAGUGUAAAAUGUGACCAUAAAUGUAUUAAAUACUGUUUAAAGAUAAAAUAUUCAUAAAGCUGUCUUUUUUUUUCUAUCUCUCGAUUAACCUCGUGAGGUUGGUCAAUUACUAGUGUAUUAUCUCAAUAGUGACAUACAUAUCGUUUACUUAAGAACUAUGUGACAGUAAUUCAAUAAUGUAGUAUUGAUUUAGGAAAUUCGAAUCCAAAGAAGCAGCUUUUAUUUUUAAUACAAUAAGUGUAUAAAUAGGUUAGUUAUAAAGAUAAAAUUAAUUCAAAUCUCUUGAUGCUUUCGUGUAAGUCGACAAUUUUUGUUCUUUAACGUUUAGAAUUUUUACUUAAAUAAAGUAAGCAUGAAGUACGUAUUUUCAUGAAAUAAUUACCAUAAAUUCAAAUUGAGUUUUACUCAAUACAUUCUGUAAAAAAAAAUUAAGAAAAUCAACAACUAUGCCAAGUUUGAAAAGAGAAUGAAUUUCAUUUUGAAAUACUUCCUUUUUUUCUAACAUUUACCAAGUUGCUUUAUUGAAAUAAUAAUUAAAAUUAUCUCAAGAGUGUCAUCUAUUUCAUAAGAUAACUUGUAGUUUAUAAAAAGAUUCCAAAUUCAAAAAUGCAGCCAAAAACGUUGAAUUAGAAUAAUUUAAGUAUUGUGUAUUUUUUACAAUGUAAAUUAUCUUGAUUUCAAUAAAAAAACUAAAUAACAC